Messenger RNA from Monascus purpureus, 805 nucleotides. NCBI's taxonomy places the organism in Eukaryota, Fungi, Ascomycota, Eurotiomycetes, Eurotiales, Aspergillaceae. The record is from the annotation of a GenBank genome assembly.
CGCAAAGCAAGCUGCACGCCAAUUGACCCAGGAACCGGAAAUCAAGCCAUUCGCCCAAGAUGUCCCGGAGAGAGCCUCAGUUUAACCAGCAUGUCCUCGUUGACACGACGCCGAUGCCCGAUCACAUCCCCAAGGUGGAGGAGAUAGGGGCUACUUCUGCGCCGUUGGCUAGCGCAUCUUUUUUUAUCGGGGACAGAUGCAGAGCCUACAAUGAUGAUUACAUGAAGUGCAAGACUGACGCUAAUGGACGAGGGGAGCUGGAGUGUUUGAAGGAGGGUCGGAAGGUUACGCGUUGCGCUGCCAGUGUGAUCAAGGAUAUCAAUGCCAACUGCCUGAAACAGUUCAAUGCCCACUGGGAGUGUUUGGAGAACAACAACCACCACUUCUUCGAGUGCCGGAAGCCGGAGAUGGAAUUGAACAACUGCGUGUUUGAGAAGCUGGGACUUAAAAAGGUCAUCCCGGGUACACCGGAGAACCAGACUCCCGUACACCUGCGGCCAAAGCAGCUCUAUGCCCAAUUCCCUGGUCCUCAAUACUAGAAGUCUAGAUUUUAACAUGUUGCUACUUUUUUUGUUGUUCGAUCCCGGUGUUGUCAUGAAACUGUCUGUGUAUAUAUUAGCAUCAGGAAUGGUUCAAUGGUUGUUUCUUGAGUGUGUACAGACCUGGAGUACACGCCGAAUUACCCUGUAGCAUUUACGUGUUGGGAAUUGGACCCCAGGAUAAUAGGAUUGAUUGUACAUGUAUGUCCACAUAUAGUAAGCCAAAAGCCACCAGACAACUCCAAACAAACCAAUUUGUAUCCAUA